This is a messenger RNA of Papilio xuthus (Asian swallowtail), 1855 nucleotides long. Its product is annotated as zinc finger protein 678-like. Gene Ontology annotation, cellular component: nucleus. Gene Ontology annotation, biological process: regulation of transcription by RNA polymerase II. NCBI's taxonomy places the organism in Eukaryota, Metazoa, Arthropoda, Insecta, Lepidoptera, Papilionidae. Gene Ontology annotation, molecular function: RNA polymerase II transcription regulatory region sequence-specific DNA binding; DNA-binding transcription factor activity, RNA polymerase II-specific. The record is from RefSeq and is a predicted model, not a curated record. The transcript has 2 exons. The coding region runs from base 528 to 1502 and encodes 324 amino acids.
ACCGGACGAAUAUACAUCAGUGUUUAACCGUUUUUAUAUCAGUUUAUAUAUGUCAAUGUUUCGUGCAAUUUUUCAUAUGAAAGUUAAUACGCCAGGCAAGUCUAUAGCUCUUCAACUAAUUUGUACUUAAUUUGCAAAACUUUUUUAAUACGAGUUAAUUUAUACUAAGCAAGUCUAACGGUGAAGAGAGCAUCGUGAUGCAACGUGCACAUAUUUGCGAGAAAAUUCAAAGAUAUGUGUGAAGUCAACCCGCACUGAGCCUGUGGUUGACUAUAGCCUAUACACCUAACUUAAAGAAGACUCCGAGCCCCUCAGCGGGAACCUACAGUGAGGUAAUGAUGAAGCUUGUCAAAACAGUCAAAAAGUUAUUAUAGAAUUUAGUGUAAUAAGUGAGCAUUUAUCAAGCAAGCAGUCUUCAUUACUUCGUGAUGUGAUUUUAAAAAAUUGAUCAUUCUGUGGGUAUUUUAAAAACGUACUGAACAAAUUGAAGAAGCGCUGUCCGCGCUUUGCCCACUGGAAUAUGGCAUAUGACGGUAGCAGAAAGAAAGAAUGCUGCGUCGUUACUUCAUUUGACAACUGCCAGACCAUUCACACAUAUGGGCUCAACAUUAAAAUGUUUCUACUGCAAGAAAUAUUAUUCUGAUUUAUCAGAUUUACUCGAGCACACAUUGACACAUCCAGUAGAAGCCAAAGAUACGAUAUUAAAGAAAUAUAUUAUGAAUGGGAAACGUAUGGUUUUGGUUGAUAUAUCAAUACUUAAAUGUAGACUUUGCUGGAAGAGAUAUACAGAUAUAAAUUCAAUAAGACAACAUUUAGUAAUUGAACACGAUAAGAAAUUUUCUAUAGGCGCAAAUGGUUUGACUGAAUAUAACUUAUCGAUUGAAAAUGGUAAUCUAACUUGCCAUAUUUGUAAGAAUACGUUCCAUGAAUUUGUCCAUCUAAAAAGUCAUAUGUACACCCACACAGGUAGGGUAGUUUGCGAAGCUUGCGGUGUUAAUUUUAUAAAUCGUUAUCAUUUAUCGUUACAUAUGGAUACUCAUAUUAAAAAGAAGUUAACAUGCAAAUCAUGUGACAAAGAAUUCUCUAAAUACGGUCAGUUAAAAUACCAUAGAGCUAUAAUCCAUAAAACAAAGAAUAAAAGAAAGAAAACAUGUGAAUACUGUACCGAUUCAUUUAAAGAACACCACACAAAGAUGCUACAUUUAAAAAUAGUUCACGGUAUAGUAAAAUCAUUUCCCUGUUUGGUAUGUAACACUAACUUUGAUACCCGACGCGCACUGACCGAGCACACGACUAAAUAUCAUACAGAAAAAUAUAAAUGUGAAACAUGCUCUAAGUGCUUUGAAAUAGCGUCCAAAUUGAGAUAUCACAUGCGUGUACAUACAAAUAGCAAGGAGUUUAUAUGUGCUUAUUGUAAUAAUGGGUAUAUGUUAAAAGCAUCUUUAAUAAAACACAUGAAACGACUCCAUAGUUUUUACUAUUCCGUACCAAAGAUUAUGUAAAAACGAGAAGAGACAAGAAACUAGCAAAGUAUUAAGUGCGAUAUAAAUGAUCUCAUUCCUAAAUUAUUUAUUAUUGUAUAAAAGUGUAAUAUUAAACAUACCAAAGUAAUAAAAAUAGUCGAAAUAAGAUGUUGUUUUAUUGGGGGCGUAUUGCGAUGAAGUUUCUUGCUUUGAUGGCAUAAAACGUCGAUGGCAUGGAUAAAUGUCGAUAUUUGUAGGAAAGUUAACUAAUUUAUUAACACACGACUAAGUUUAUGAGAAAAACCAAACUGUUAGACUUUAUUCUAUAAGAAUGUUGUUUGAUAGUUGGCAUAAAUAGGGUCCUUCAAGAAGCGAGUUUAUCAUCAUCUCAA